ACGAAGCACGUGCACGAAGAGGGCAGCACUAACCGAUCAUUGAUCUGUUGACGGCGAUAUUGUUGCUCGGCGACGCUUUCUCUCUCUCUCUCUCUCUCUCGUCUGAUGUUUUCUCUUUUAAUUCUUAAAAUAUGAUAGAUGCAGAUCCGAAUGGGAAAAAUUACGAACAGAUGGAUCCUCGGCCACCUUCCGAACAGCUUUGCGAGCUGCACAUCUACAUAGUUCCCAGAGAAAGGUGGAUUGAAAAGAGAAAACUGGCGAAGAGAGAGGUUACCGAGUAUUCCGUCUCUUCUGGAUUUGUCAGGGUUGUUCCUCACAAUACCCUAACAGAUCUCAGAAAAGAAAUAUAUCGACAGCUCGGAUAUGAUGUGGUGCCUAAGAAAUAUGUUUUCUUGAGAAACGUGGGACGAAAUUUUACGCAGGUGAGACCUAGCCAAGAAAUGGAGAUGAAAGUAAAAAACUAUCUACCACCGCAUGCUUCGGAGCCAGAGAUUUAUCUGAAAGAAGGAACGUAUACAGGAGCUUAUUGGGCACACAUCGCAGACGAUAGCGGAUUGGAGGAGAGUGUCACAGAGAGCAACAGUCAGCCAUCUAGAGAAGACGUUACCAGUCCCGACAGUUUCGGUGACAGCGAAAGAAUCUUAACCACCGACGUCUUCAUGCCCCCUCUUGAUACAGGGGUCAUCCAUACUGACAUGGCUAUCACCAUGGCAACCACAAACAAUGCUAAUGUGGAAAGAAAACGACGAACUCGAAGACAAGCAAAGAAUAAUAUGGAAAAAGAAUCUUGGAGCAAGGCACCACCUCGUUCUAAUGAUUUAACUACCGAAAAUGACAUCGUCGAUUCCUCUCAAAAUCAAAUUCCACAACCUUUCAGAUCUUACAGACGCAAGAAGAUUUAUCAGAAAGGAUCGAUCGUAAAUGGAUCGGAUGGUCUCUGGACAGAUUGGAGAGACGAGAGUCGUUUUCGGAAAGAUUACAACAGGUACGAGGAAGAGAUCGAUCAACGAACGAAAUCCAAUCACCAGAAACGUGAUCGUAGUUUAGACACUCUAAGUAGGAUACCGGUAACAGUAGGACAAGUAAAAACAACAGGAACAAAUAACAGUAAAAUGCGAGCGGCCAAAUCAAUGUCGUCACUUCCUGUUAGAGUAAAAGAUAUAAAAAAUUCGACAGCUCCUACGGGAGGAGAGGGAAAGAGAAAGACGAUUGGGAAGAAGAAAAAAGCAGAAAAGAAAGAAGAAUCAGUUAUUAUCGAAAAUACCAGCAUACGAUUAGUGAAUGAAGAUGGAAAACCAGAAACAAACGGUUCAGAAAUGGUGCAAUAUGUUGAUGAAUCGCCACCUCAAGAUGAUCAGAUCGUUCGGCAUCAUGUUCUUCUAUUAGAAGGUGAAGAUGACGGUGGAACUGUAUCAGAUGCUGCCGCCGAGACAAUACGACAGGUACAGAUGGAACUGGGAAGAUCUCGUGACAAAAAGGAAUCAGAAAAUGGAGAAAAUAAAUCAGAAACUACACAAGAGCAAGAAGAAAAAAAUGAACAAAAGAAAGAAGAAAGUGAACAAAAGAAAGAAGAAAGUGAACAAAAAGUAGACGAAACGAAAACAAAAGAAGAAGAGAAAAAAUCUGAAGAAACAAAAACUGAAGAUGUUAAAGAAAAUGAAAAUGAAAGUUCUUCAGAAACAACUAAGACUGAAAGCGAAGAAAGCAAACCUGAGUCUGAUCCAGAAACAAAACCAGAGAAAGAAAAGCCGAAACUCGAAGACGAUGUCUUAGAGCAUCAUCUAUUUAGUGGAGAAACUUUACAGAGCUUAAGUCGAGAUGGAAAAUUACAAAUCGAGGUGUUGGUGAAGGAACUAUUGGAUGGUGGCAAUGACGUCACGAUCGAUGCUCUAUCACGUGGUAUUAACAGAGAGGGGAAGACAAACAGAUUUGGAUACGAUUUGAGUAAGAUUCGGAGACCAUUUCGUGAUACAGACCGCUAUGGAAGGACCAUUUAUAGUCCUAGCAAUAUGAGAAGGUCUCGUUCGGAUGGUUACGGACUAGCAUCAAGAGAUAAAAUGGGACCUGAAACUCCCGCUGCCGAAAGAUCUCAUCGACAACGUUUAGCUGGAACGGGACAAUGGUUAUCAUCAGUAGAUAUCCGUGGACAUGAAUAUUAUAUUACAGAAAGGGAAAGAUUAUUACUGUUGUUAGAUAGACUUCGUUCGGAAUUAAGACUCUGCGAGACAAGAAGAGACGAACUUCUUCGAAGAAUUAAGCAUUUACAAACCAGAGCAAACCACAGAAGAGAUCAAGUACGAGAAUUAUGGAGAAAAAGAUAUUUGGAUGCGAAAAAAGUCACUCCGAAAUUGGAAGAAGAUUGCUCCAAGAUGAGACAGGAGUUAGAACGAUUGCAUCGAGAACUUCUGGCUAAAGUCCAAGCGGGUGUGGCGGCCAUUUUAGUGGCUUCUGGAAGAGUAGAGAAACCUUCCAAUAAAUUAAGUUAUAAAAUCAUGAUCGCCCGUUUAUUACAAGAAAUCGAGGAUCUAAGAAGAAGGGUGGAAGGAACCAGAUUGAAAUUGUCAGCAGAAAUUAAACUUCGCAUCCAAGCGGAAAAAGACGUAAAGUCUUUGAGAGAAGAAUUACUAAAAAAGAAAAUUCAAGUAACUUUAACAAGACACCAAGAGCAAGCGGUCCUCGGCAGUAGCAUUCGAGAACAAUAUUUUAUCAGUACGGUUUGAUGAAUGGAUCGAUCCGAUCGAUUUGUGGUGUUCUAACAGACUAGUGUUCCGUUGUGGUUCGUUUCAAAAAAUCAUUAUUUAUAAUGCGGAAAUGAUACGGAAAUUAAUCAUUAGGAAGAGAGGAAAUUUUUAAGUAGCGAAACACGGAAUCGACUCCGUCCAUAUUUUGUGAAAAGUAAAUCAAUGUGUAAACUCCGUCCUCGUGAUUAAUUUCAUAUUUAUUCGUUAUAUACAAUGAGCAAAUGUUUACAUGACGCACCAGUCUCUCUUAUGUUGCUUUUUUCUUGUAAUGUAUGUAUAUAAAAUGAAUUGUGUAAUUAUUCAGAGCAAUAGUUGUUAAAUCCGUCCAUUUUCAUCAAUUUGUUACUUUAUGCCGAAUGUACUCUUUAAAAAGUUUCCUAUAUAAAAGAAUUG
Messenger RNA from Centruroides sculpturatus (bark scorpion), 3134 nucleotides. RefSeq names its product trichohyalin-like. The record is from RefSeq and is a predicted model, not a curated record. The transcript is spliced from 11 exons. Bases 132 to 2720 code for a protein of 862 amino acids. NCBI's taxonomy places the organism in Eukaryota, Metazoa, Arthropoda, Arachnida, Scorpiones, Buthidae.